Molecule: messenger RNA, 679 nt
Organism: Poecile atricapillus (Black-capped chickadee)
Lineage: Eukaryota; Metazoa; Chordata; Aves; Passeriformes; Paridae
Gene: GEMIN7
Product: gem nuclear organelle associated protein 7
Exons: 3
Coding region: 107-532 (141 amino acids)
Biological process (GO): spliceosomal snRNP assembly
Cellular component (GO): SMN-Sm protein complex
Source: RefSeq, a predicted model, not a curated record
GGCCGAGGGCGGCAGAUUCGGCACGGCCGGGGAACGGCGGGAAAAUCCCGGGGAAAUCCCGGGAAAAUCCCGGGAAAAUCCCGGGAAAACCGGGAAAAGCCGUUCCAUGGCCGAUCCCAUCCCGGUUCCCGUGGGAAUUCUGCGCCUCCCGCGGGGCCCCGACAGCUCCGGCGGCCGCGGCUUCUCCCGGGAUUCCCGGGACAAUUCCCGGGAUCAUUCCCAGGACAAUUCCCGGGACAAUUCCCGGGACAAUUCCCGGGACAAUUCCCGGGAUAAUUCCCGGGAUUCCGCCGCUCUGCAGCGCGCCCGGGCCGCGCUCCGGGAGCGAUUCCUGCGGCUCCUGGGAUCCGCCCGGGGCCGCCGGACGCGCUUUUCCCUCUGGAGCGGGAUCCUGCUGCACGCCGAGUUCGGGGCCGCCGAUCUGGAAUCCGGAGCCUUCCAGGUGGAUUCUCUGCAGACCCCGCUGGGGAUCCAGGGCUCGGCUCUGCUGCGCUCCGGGGACGUCCUGGAAUUCUCCUUCCCUCUGGAAUGAGCCCCUGGAAUUCCCUGGAAUCAGCCCCUGGAAUUCCCUGGAAUCAGCCCCUGGAAUUCUCUGCAAUCAGCCCCUGGAAUUCCCUGGAAUUCCCUGGAAUCAGCCCCUGGAAUUCUCCCUCCCUCUGGAAUCAGCCCCCGAGGGAAU